CCGCAUUCAUCUGUGGGAACGCCUCAGGCUGUGGGCGGAGCUUCUGUGAUGAUGUCAUCCACUGUGGGGGGCCUGAUAUUGAAGACCGUGCUGGAUCUCAGGGGCCUGUGGAGUAAAUCUCUGGAUCAGUGCUGGUGUGGUCAUCAGUGCACGCGGUCAUCAUGUGGACAGCUCUCAUCUUUCUCAUCCUCAGCCUCGCAUCGGGAGCUCUUUCACAAUCCAGAACUCGAUUUGCACGUUAUCGUUCAUGGAAUUCACAGAUGUAUCCGGUCUGGAGGGACGGAGACCCCCGAUACAGAGACUGCUGGAAAGGCGGCGAGGUGACGUUUGAAGUCAGAAGUGAUUCUCCAACACUGACUGGAGCAAAAGCCUCUUUCAACAUCGAUGUUCGUUUCCCGCAGAACCAGACGGUUCUUCCUGAUGGACAGGUGGUGUGGGCCAGGAACUGCACUGUUAAUGGAACAUCAUAUACUAUGGGCCAGUCUGUGUACCCUGAAUCCAGCAUCCCUCAAGACUGGAGCGGUGUUUUUCCUGACAGGACACCCUUCAAUAGGACCACCAACAAAAAGCCACGCUUCAUCUAUGUGUGGAAAACCUGGGGAAAAUACUGGCAGGUGGCUGAUGGUCCUUCUUCUCUGCUGAGCAUUGAAACAAACAGCGUGCCGCUCGGUUCUUACAGCAUGGAAGUGGUUAUUUACCACUGCCGCGGCAAAGACAAGUUCAUCCCACUCGGUUAUGUAUCCACUCAGUUCUCCAUCACAGACCAAAUUCCCUUUGCAGUGACUUUGUCCCAAGUGGGUGACAUCAACCAGGGCGACCAAAACUUUAUUCAGAACCGAGCCGUGGCCUUCAGCAUUAAUCUGCACGACCCCAGCAGUUAUCUCAGCAGCUCAGACAUCACCUUCAACUGGGAUUUCGGUGACAAUAGUGGCACUCUCAUCUCUCGGGAAACUACCGUAACCCACACAUACCUCACGCCCGGCUCCUUCAGGCCACAGGUGAUUUUGAUGGCUGCCAUCUCAACUGGUUGCCCGCCCAAUCCAACUCCAGCAGUCACCGUUGAUCCUCCUGCUCCAGUCACAGAUGAAGGUACAGCAUUGGAUACCAUUGUGGUCACAGUUUCUCCUCAACCUGUUGAUGUCAUUCCCAAUGCAGAGGAGGGAGUAGCAGCCGACGCCACUGAUGUUGCUAACGACUUAGCAGUGGCAGAAACGGAUACAGUUGACCCAGCAGCCACUGUUGACACAACUGACGCUGUGGCUGAAGCCGACAACACAGCUGUGGUUGAAGUAACUGUAGCGACUGAGGCUGAACUUGCGGCUGAAGUUGAAAACACUGCUACAGAUGCAUUAGCUACACCAGCAGUUAUUGAAGCCGAAGCUGCAGCCGAAGCUGAAAACACUGCUACAGAUGCAUUAGCUACACCUGCUGUUAUUGAAGCCGAAGCUGCAAACAUUGCUACAGAUGCAUUAGCUACACCUACGAUUGAAGCUGAACCUGCAGCCGAAGCUGAAAACACUGCUACAGAUGCACUAGCUACACCUGCAGUCAUUGAAGCUGAAGCCGAAGCUGAAAACAUUGCUACCGAUGCAUUAGCUACACCUGCGGUUACUGACGCCGAACCUGCAGCCGAAGCUCCAGUAGCUGAGAUCGAUCUGGCAGCCACAGUUCUCCCAGAAGCCCCUGCUGUUGUGGUUGACACCACCUCAGUCCAGACGGCUCUCGAACCAGUGGCCCCGACUGGAGAUGCAGUGGUCGCUAAUGUUGCAGAAGACACAGUUAUCGAAGCCGCUGCUGAAGCCGAUGACACAACCAACGCAAUCAUUGGUGUGACUAGCAUCCCUGAGGCAGCAGUGACAGAGUUGGAAGCCGAAUUGGUGGCAGGAACUGAAGCAACACAGGCCGCGCUAAUCAUUGCAAAACGGCAAGCACCAGAAAUGCCAGCAGACACCAGCUGUAUGGUUUAUCGUUAUGGAUCCUUCUCUACAACUCUCACAGUUGUCCAGGGAAUAGAGAGUGUUGAGAUUGUGGAGGUGAAUAAUGUGGUGAUGCUGGCCACAGAGCUGGAGCAGAACGCUGUGGAUCUCACAGUCACAUGUCAGGGAAGUCUGCCAAAUCAAGUGUGCACCGUGGUGUCAGACGCAGACUGCAUCAGCCCAGUUCAGACCCAAUGUAACGACGUGACUCCGGCCCCUGAGUGUCAGAUUGUGCUUAGACAGUUUUUCAACAACUCCGGCAUCUUCUGCAUCAACGUGUCUCUAACCAACGACGUCAGCUUGGCUGUGACCAGUGCAAGGCUCAAUGUGGCUAUAGACACAAACUCAUCGAGGAACACGGCUGGAGCGACACUGGGAGUCCUGUUUUUCGUUUGUGCUUUGGCGGCCAUUGCUUUUACAUACAAGCGGUUUAAGGAGUACCAUCCACUGAGAGAGGAAAACGAGGGCAGCGGUUUUGCCUCAGGAAUAAGCGCAGUGCCUUCAAUGCUGUGGAGCUUUCUGAACCGGAGAUCCACUGCGGAGAGCCGUCCACUUCUGCUGGGACGCGUGGUGUGA
This is a messenger RNA of Danio aesculapii, 2552 nucleotides long. RefSeq names its product premelanosome protein a (gene pmela). Bases 162 to 2552 code for a protein of 796 amino acids. The record is from RefSeq and is a predicted model, not a curated record. The transcript has 12 exons. Gene Ontology annotation, biological process: melanosome organization. NCBI's taxonomy places the organism in Eukaryota, Metazoa, Chordata, Actinopteri, Cypriniformes, Danionidae. Gene Ontology annotation, cellular component: melanosome.